AUGCAUGAUGCGGUGUGCCGAAAGGGCGAGCCGUAUCGAGAGCUGGUGGAAAUGUUUGAGCGGUUCAUCUCCUUGUUGAACGAGAAAGGGAUGACGAGGUACAGCAAGGACUACACUUCCUUGAAGCACCAGAACAGGGAGCUCUUUAAGGCUUGUGAGGAAGCCGGGAGCUUUGCAGCUUUGGAGAAGUUGAUCAUGGUGAUUGACUUGAGAGGUUCCGUAUGGGACCAGUGGUCUGUCUCUGGCUACCUUUGUGUGUGGGUUGUGAUGAUGGAUUUGUUUUCAAUGCUGCCAAUGAUUGGAGCUGAGGUUUGUGUCGAUAGCUCGGCGCAAAAGGAUCAGCACCCUGAGCGGCUGAAGGAGUGGCAGAGGACGGAUUGCCUGCCACUGAAUGUGGUGUGCAACGGCAUCCGCUGGGUUGCGGAUUUGAUGUGCCAAACGGUGGCAAACAAGGACUCAUAUGGUGUGUUGCCACAAUGGGCCUUUUGGCUUUACUCCGACUACAAGACUGUCCAGGCUGCGUUGGCAGGGCCAGCUAGAGCUUUUAUGCCGUGUGAAGAGACCCGGCCGGUUUUGAGUUGGGAGUGCAGUUGCCUGUGGCACAGCACCAAUGCUUACGUGACGAAGCACAAGGUGUACUUGCCAGUGCAUCUUUUGGUGGGUGUGAUUUCGCAUGUGCGGAUCCACUUGGAUGAUUUGAAGGAAGAGAUGCUUCAGAUGGAAGCCUUGGUUGCAAAGGAGGUGACACGCCAGCAGCUUCAGCAGCAGCAGCAGCAGCAGGAGCUCAAGCGGAAGGCUGAUGAGCAAGAAGAGGAGGCUAAGAGGCCUAGGGUUGAGGUUCCUGUUGCUCAAGGUGCUGCUCCCUCGACUGGGGGUGUGCCUCAAUUUGCCUUGACGGAAGAGGAUUUUCGUCGCAUUGCGACGAUGGUGACGCAGAAUCUUCUGCAGGCGAUGCCUAUGUUGGGGCAGCCUCCACCUGGACCUCCCCCGAUGCCUGCUCUGGUGGCUACUCCUGUGGAGGUGCCAGUGGAGGUACCUGUGAGAGCACCUGAUGAUCAGGCUCAGGUUAUGGCUGAGCGCAUGGAAGAGCUUGAGGGUAUGCAGGCAGCGGCCCGCGAGAGGCGUGAAGCCCAGGUUGCUGAAGGUGUGAAGAAGGCUGAGACGCCUGGGGAUUCCGGGAAGGGAUCUGAGUGA
Symbiodinium necroappetens is the source of this 1194-nucleotide messenger RNA. The record is from the annotation of a GenBank genome assembly. NCBI's taxonomy places the organism in Eukaryota, Dinophyceae, Suessiales, Symbiodiniaceae.